Messenger RNA from Telopea speciosissima, 504 nucleotides. RefSeq names its product heavy metal-associated isoprenylated plant protein 47-like. The transcript is spliced from 3 exons. NCBI's taxonomy places the organism in Eukaryota, Viridiplantae, Streptophyta, Magnoliopsida, Proteales, Proteaceae. The record is from RefSeq and is a predicted model, not a curated record. Bases 79 to 504 code for a protein of 141 amino acids.
UUCCAUUGGCUUGUCAUUUGAACACAGAAUCAAACCUUUGUUAUUGUCAUUUCCACAUCAAAGGACCAGAUAAAGAAUAUGAAGCAAAAGAUAGUGAUGAAGGUGCAGAUGAACUGCCAGAAGUGCAGGACCAAGGCCUGUGAGAUUGCUGCUUCUUCAGAUGGUGUGGAGGAGAUAAGGAUAGAAGGGGAGGAGAAAGAUCAGGUGGUGGUGAUAGGGGAAGGGGUGGAUUCCAUUCGCAUGGUCCAGUGUUUGCGGAAAAAGGUUGGAUGGGCUUACAUCUUAAGCAUUGGUGAAGUAAAGCCCAAUAAUCCAAAGCAGCAGCAGCAGCAGAAGCAGGAGGAGAAGAAGGAACAGGAGAAAUCCAGUUCCAAACCAGCAACUCACUCUGAUCCUCAAGCUUUUCAAUAUCAUCAUCAUCAUCAUCAUUAUUAUUCGCAGUUCGUAGGAUACGAUGUGAUUUACGAAGAACCAAUGCCAAGUUAUAACUGCUCUCUCAUGUGA